UCAGCACCCAGGUUGCCAGUACAGUGAAACAAACAUGGCGACAGAAUGGAGCGGGCAGCAAGGCUACGUUCUGACUCUAAUCGUUUUCUUUUGGAGUGCAGUGGGGGGACGCACUGAGACAGCCACUUCGAGUGUCCGCAGUAGCGGGAGCCAGGUGCUCGGUAUGCGGCUGGAGAGGAGCGACAAACCAGCCUCGACCACUGACGAUGGGGUCAUCCAAAUAACGGAGGAGAGCACAGUGCAGCUCCGGUUCUACGGAGUGCAGCUCAACUCGGGCACCUGGGCUCAGAUACGCUUCACAGAACGAGGGGAUGGGAGCGAGGAUGGGGGAAACAAUAACAUUAUUGACGACACACCUAACAGCACUUGUGUUGAUUUCACAAAAGACUUCAGCAUCGCAAACUACAUGAACAUCAGUAGCCGUGGGACCACGGGGGUACUCAGCAUAAACAUUAAACCGCUUCGUAAGAGCGAGCCGCACAAGGAGUAUGGGCUGUGCAUCAGGAGUUUGGCUGACGGUAGGUGGGCUCUGCUCGGGGAUAGCGACGGGAGACUGCGGGUGGUGGAGGGGGAAAAAACUCUCCUCCCCCUCUGGUUCCAGAUCAUCCUCAUCUGCUGUCUGUUGGUGCUGUCUGGCAUGUUCAGCGGGCUGAACCUGGGGCUCAUGGCUCUGGACCCCAUGGAGCUACGUAUAGUCCAGAGCUGUGGCUCAGAGAAGGAGAAGAAAUACGCCCGCAAAAUUGAGCCCAUCCGCAGCAAGGGGAACUACCUUCUCUGUUCUCUGUUGCUUGGUAAUGUCUUGGUCAAUACCACACUCACCAUCCUCCUGGAUGACCUGAUAGGCUCUGGGCUGGGCGCCGUGGUCGCCUCCACAGUGGGUAUUGUGAUUUUUGGUGAGAUAGUCCCCCAGGCGCUGUGUUCUCGCCACGGGCUGGCGGUGGGCGCCAACACCAUCCAGGUGACCAAGUUCUUCAUGUUGCUCACCUUCCCCCUCUCCUUCCCCGUCAGCAAGCUCCUAGACGUGCUCCUAGGCCAGGAGAUCGGCACUGUGUAUAACCGCGAGAAGCUGGUGGAGAUGCUCAGGGUGACGGAACCGUACAACGACCUGGUCAAAGAGGAGCUCAACAUGAUCCAAGGAGCGCUGGAACUCCGGAAUAAGACGGUGGAGAGCGUGAUGACUCCUCUGGCCCACUGCUUCAUGAUCCAGAACGACGCGGUCCUCGACUUCAACACCAUGUCAGAGAUCAUGGAGAGCGGCUACACACGUAUCCCCGUGUUCGACGACGAGCGCUCCAAUAUCGUGGACAUCCUUUACGUGAAGGACCUGGCGUUCGUGGACCCUGACGACUGCACCACCCUGAAGACCAUCACCAAGUUCUACAACCAUCCGGUCCACUUUGUGUUCCACGACACACGGCUGGACUCCAUGCUGGAGGAGUUCAAGAAAGGUAAAUCUCACCUGGCCAUUGUUCAGAAAGUGAACAGCGAGGGUGAGGGGGAUCCCUUCUACGAGGUGCUGGGAUUGGUCACCUUGGAGGAUGUCAUCGAGGAGAUCAUCAAAUCAGAGAUACUGGACGAGUCCGACCUUUAUACUGACAAUAGGAACAGAAAGAAGGUGGACCCUAACAAGAGAAUGCGUGACUUCUCUGCCUUUAAGCACACAGAGAACGAGUGCAGGGUGAAGAUCUCUCCUCAACUGAUGCUGGCUGCUCAUCGCUUCCUGGCUACAGAGGUGAGUCUGUUCAGUCCCAGUCAGGUCACUGAGAAGGUAUUACUGAGGAUUCUGAGGCACCCUGACGUCAUCCAGGAGAUCAAGUUCAACGACAGCGACAAGCGCUCUGCUCUGCACUACAUCUACCAGAGAGGCAAACCUGUCGACUUCUUCAUACUCAUUCUGCAGGGCCGAGUGGAGGUGGAGGCUGGAAACGAGAACAUGAAGUUUGAGACAGGACCCUUCUCCUACUAUGGAGUCAUGGCACUGAGCACAGCAUCACUGGAGUUCCGUUCUCCUACUCACAGUAGUGGUCUGAACCGCUCGGCGUCGCUGAGCUGCACUGAGCGUGGCGCUCCCGGAGAAUGCAGCUCAGUAACCGCUAGCAACACGCAGCUCACCACCUGCCAGUACACACCAGACUUCUACGUACGUGCUCUUACUGACCUGCAGUAUGUCAAGAUCACUCGUUCCCAGUACCAGAAUGGUCUGCUGGCGUCCAGGCUGGACAGCACCCCCCAGUCACCCGAGGGGAGCCACCCCCACCUGGACAGCACCUCCGCAUCCCUGCCCCCCAUCACCACCCCAGCCCUUCCCCGCACCCCUCUCCCCUUGGCCACCCCACCCUUCAAACACCCCCUUGCCAUCCCUCAGCCCACCCCUCCUCCCACCGACCGUACCCCCUUACCCCAAACCACCAUCCCCACCCAAGUCAAUCCCCGCCCGUCCCUGCCCCAAUCCACCCCUCCUCCCAUAAAAGGCAAACCUCUGCCCAAGACAACCCCUUCCCCCUUCUCGGGUGCACGCACCCCUCACCCACCUCCAUCUUCCUCCUCAUCCUCUCUCCCCCACCUGCCUCAUCCCCUCACCUCUCUCCCCCACAAAUCCCCCCCUUCUGCAAGGCAAGGGGGGGAGAAUGGGCCAGGGGGGGAGAAUGGGCCAGGAGAGGAGAAUGGGCCAGGUGAGAUGACCUCUCUGCUCUCUGAGCGGCCACAGAACUGCCUGGGUGGCACACGCAGACCCAGCUACCCACAAACACACACACAACACCCUCACACACACCAACACCCGCACACACACAUGCACACCAUCAGUCACGCACACACCGAGAGCACCAUCUGACAACUACCCCUGC
Molecule: messenger RNA, 2846 nt
Organism: Oncorhynchus masou masou (cherry salmon)
Lineage: Eukaryota; Metazoa; Chordata; Actinopteri; Salmoniformes; Salmonidae
Product: metal transporter CNNM4
Exons: 7
Coding region: 35-2833 (932 amino acids)
Biological process (GO): magnesium ion transport; magnesium ion homeostasis; intracellular manganese ion homeostasis
Cellular component (GO): plasma membrane; cytoplasm
Molecular function (GO): magnesium ion transmembrane transporter activity; sodium ion transmembrane transporter activity
Source: RefSeq, a predicted model, not a curated record